CACACAAUACGAUUGCUUGAGACGAGUGCCGACCGCUGCUCGGCAAUUUUCCGCUUCUAUAAAAAACCAAACCGCCGUGGAAAUUUACCUCACAGUAUCGCAAUCGUCCGUCCGGUACAACAGUCACGUGUAUUACCGCGUUAUUAUAAUAAUAUUGCUGUGUUACGUAUUUGUAGUAUAAUAAUGAUAAACGCGUAGUCGUGUACCGUCCGAGCUUCUCGACGUUUUCCGUUUUUCCGUUCGUCGCGACAGUCGUCCUCGUUCGUCGGCCGCGCGAACCACGUAAAAAUACACGUUACACUGAAGUACCCCGGCACAAUAGAACCAGAUAUUUCAAACGAGUACGAAAAGUAGUUUUUAUAGUUAAUAAGACACAAUAUUCGUAUAUUGUUUAAAAAAAAGAAGAAAUAAUCAAGAAGGAAUGAACGCAAAUAUGUUGCUGCGCACUUUGGUCGCCGCUCAAGUAUUGUGCGUCGUCGCGUUCGCUGAAAUCCUUAAACCGUCCUGGCAUCAGUACUAUCCAGGAACUUACGCUUACGGCAUAAGAUAUUUUGAAAAGCUGGCUUCGAUGCGAGAGAACUUUCAGAAAGGCAUACCGUACAACAAAUGGGGAUUUUACAACCGAAUGGAUACCACUUCGACGACGACGAAUAAAAAGACACGGAGAUUGCGUAUGGGGAGCGGAUGGUGGAAGCUGGUGCCGCCAACGGGCGCCGAGAUCAAUUGCGAAUUUCCGAUUACAGUGCCGGUGAUAUCCAACAUCGUGUGGGAGCGAGUGGACCUGGGAAAAGUGGAAAAAGAGAUGGCCAUGAGACGUAUGGGCGAGGUCCAGACGUACGACAUGCACCUGAGACCCAGAGGCAGCACGUUGCAUUUCCAUGACGUGACACCGUUGGACAAAGGCCUGUACAGGUGCUUGGCUUCGUCGGUGGACAGGUUGACGGGCGAGUCGCAGACCAUAUUCCAAGACACGGAGUUCUACCCGGACGUGGUGUAACUGUCGGCGUCGGGCGGAGGGCUGCGAGCGCAGCUGAAUAUAGCCGAGCGCAUGUGUUAGCCGGGAACGAACGCCGACGAAAACCAUCGUAUUGUAUACAUUGUAUAAUUUUAUUUUAAAUUAAUAUUUUUGUAUUAUUAUUAUUAUUAUUUUUAUGAUUAUAAUUAUUAUUGUCAUUAUCGUUCAUGUGUUUCCGCUCGACGUGAUUAAACCCAUUGUCUUCUGCGCCGAACACAAUCGCAUAUGGUCGCGAAAUAAAAAAAAAAUCUCAAGGCUAUCCGUCACACAAACGUUUUUAGAUAUUAUCACUCGAAUCGUUUAACGUUCUUUCUUUUAGCAUUUUUUUUUUUAACUCAACGCAUCGAUAUUGGAUUUUUUCUUUUUUUUUUUUAAUUGAAUUCAUGCCAAUUAUGUUGUCGUGCAUUUGUUUUGUUUUAAAAUGAGUUCACGUUCAAUUAAUUUUAAUAAUGUCCGAGCAAAAUACUUAAUAAUUUAUUGUUUGCAGGCUGAUAACUUGCCGAUAACCGAUAGUAGGCAUUAUUUUUUUGUUUUUAAAUUUUAUUCAGGCGAGUGAUUUCGAUUUAGUUUUAAUCCGUUUUAAAAGGAUCGAUAAUGGUUAUCACUAUGUUCACGUAUUUAUCUUAUUUAUAUUUAAUUUCAAACGUUUGUCCAAUACAAUAGGGAAGAUCAAAAUGUGCGAAGACUUAAGUAUUUACAAAAAAUAAAAGGCCUUCAAAUAAGA
Sipha flava (yellow sugarcane aphid) is the source of this 1739-nucleotide messenger RNA. RefSeq lists its product as uncharacterized. Bases 422 to 997 code for a protein of 191 amino acids. The record is from RefSeq and is a predicted model, not a curated record. NCBI's taxonomy places the organism in Eukaryota, Metazoa, Arthropoda, Insecta, Hemiptera, Aphididae. The transcript has 4 exons.